GCGGCAGGCCUCCCACGUCGACCUUGCGUUCGUUUUCUCCCAGGCCUGUACGCCCGCCAUGUCCGCCAACGGCCACCUCAAACAUCGCAGACCCAGCCUCAAAUCAAGCAGCAACGUCCUACGUAAGUCCCUCCAGCACAUCGAAACAGAUCCCACCCACCAUCUCGCAGGGCCUUUCAGGCCCCAGACCCCGCUCAACGCGCAGUUCUCCCCCGUUGGCUCGCCAAAUGAUGCCGCUCCGUGGAGCGUUGCAUCUGAGGGCCUCUGGGCCGACAUCAAAUCUAACCGUUGGGUGGUUGUCCCAUCAUCCUCCUUCAAAAUUUUGCUCAUCGUUUUCGUCCUUUGGUCCAACUGGGAGGUUAUCACGCCCUUCGUCGUGCCAGGCCUCCCCAACCCCUUUGCGCCUCUCCUCUUUAUCUCACAUCCCGUUCCGCCCUCGCCCACCACCCUCUCCACCCCUGAGCAUCCGCGCUAUGCCAAGGGCUAUCUCGACCUCGUAUUCAUCGCGUACUACAUCGUCUUCUGGUCGUUCUUUCGCCAGGUUGUCACUCUGUACCUCUGCCGAUCCAUUGCCAAUUUUUUUGGCAUCAAGAAGGAGGCGAAGCUCGCGAGAUUUGGUGAGCAGGGCUAUGCGAUGGUGUAUUUCGCCAUUAUGGGCGCCUGGGGAGCGCGGAUCAUGUCUCAGCUCCCGACGUGGUGGUAUCGCACAGAGUACUUCUGGAUUGACUAUCCACAUUGGGAGAUGACGCCGGAACUGAAACGGUACUAUCUCAUGCAAGCUGCCUACUGGUGUCAGCAGCUCAUUGUCCUCCUACUCAAUCUGGAGAAGCCGCGCAAAGACUAUUACGAGCUGGUUGCACAUCAUUUUGUCACGCUCUGGCUUAUUGGAUGGAGCUACUUGAUUAACUUGACCUUGAUCGGGAACGCAGUGUAUGUCAGCAUGGACAUCCCAGAUACAUUCCUCGCGUUUUCGAAGCUCAUGAACUACAUCCAGUAUACACGCACCAAGGUCGUCUCGUAUGGCGUGUUCAUCGCCGUCUGGACGUACUUCCGUCACUGGCUCAAUCUAGUCAUCCUGUACUCGGUGUGGACGGAGUUCGACCUCAUGCCUGAGACGUCCAAGCGUUGGUCACCGAAGGAUGGCGUAUGGCUGGUGUGGUGGAUGAAGUACCAGGUGUUCACGCCGAUCCUGCUCCUGCUGUUCCUCAAUAUCUUCUGGUAUAUACUCAUGCUCCGCAUCGGGCUCAGAGUGCUGCAGUCGGAGGAGGCUUCGAAGGUGGGCGACGAGCGCUCCGACGAUGAGGACGACGACGAGGACGAUUGAAUAUGGGACUCCGCUCGGGAUUGCAGACUAUUUGGUCAUUUGGAUUUGGAUAGAGGCUUCGAUAAUCUUACAGUCCUAAUGGAGGAAAACUCGUUCGAUACGAGCAGAGUGUAGCGUUAUAUUCUGUUGGACUGUUCCUCGCAUGAAAUGUAUGCGCGACUCGUGUCGCACAGGCUGGAUCUAUGGGCCCGUCGUGCUUUCCAACA
Laetiporus sulphureus 93-53 is the source of this 1530-nucleotide messenger RNA. Its product is annotated as longevity assurance proteins LAG1/LAC1. Gene Ontology annotation, cellular component: membrane. The transcript is spliced from 11 exons. Gene Ontology annotation, biological process: ceramide biosynthetic process. Bases 59 to 1324 code for a protein of 421 amino acids. NCBI's taxonomy places the organism in Eukaryota, Fungi, Basidiomycota, Agaricomycetes, Polyporales, Laetiporaceae. Gene Ontology annotation, molecular function: sphingosine N-acyltransferase activity. The record is from RefSeq and is a predicted model, not a curated record.